Molecule: messenger RNA, 2161 nt
Organism: Neolamprologus brichardi
Lineage: Eukaryota; Metazoa; Chordata; Actinopteri; Cichliformes; Cichlidae
Gene: gnb5a
Product: guanine nucleotide binding protein (G protein), beta 5a
Biological process (GO): signal transduction
Molecular function (GO): protein binding
Source: RefSeq, a predicted model, not a curated record
CCUCCUCCCCUGGAAACUGGAGGAGCAUCUUCGCCCUCUGACGUCAUGACAGCAGCAUCAGCUGUUAGCUCUGCUCUAAGCCUUUUCGCUGCCGAUCGCUUCCUGCUCAAAGGAAAUAUAUGAGAUCCCCUCCAACCCCUGAAAUGGCGACACAGGAGGUACCGCUGAACGAGACUCUGGCUCACCUCAAAACGGAGUCGGAGACGCUGAAGUCGAAGCUGGAGGAGGAAAGAGCGAAGCUGCACGAUGUCGAGCUACAUCAGGUGGCAGAGAAGGUGGAGGGGCUGGGCCAGUUUGUCAUGAAGACCCGGAGGACCCUGAAGGGGCACGGGAAUAAAGUUCUGUGCAUGGACUGGUGCAAGGACAAGAGGAGGAUCGUCAGCUCCUCACAGGAUGGAAAAGUUAUUGUGUGGGACGCUUUCACCACCAACAAGGAACAUGCUGUGACAAUGCCUUGCACCUGGGUGAUGGCCUGUGCCUAUGCCCCCUCUGGCUGCGCUGUAGCUUGUGGAGGCCUGGACAAUAAAUGCUCAGUUUAUCCUCUGUCUUUGGACAAGAAUGAGAACUUAGCUGCAAAGAAGAAGUCAGUGGCCAUGCACACAAACUACCUGUCUGCUUGUAGCUUCACCAACUCGGAUAUGCAGAUCCUGACGUCCAGCGGGGAUGGAACAUGUGCAUUAUGGGAUGUUGAGAGCGGGCAGCUGUUACAGAGUUUCCAUGGACACGCUGCAGAUGUGUUGUGUUUGGAUCUGGCCCCAUCUGAAACCGGAAACACGUUUGUUUCGGGGGGCUGUGAUAAGAAGGCCAAUGUCUGGGAUAUGCGUUCAGGGCAGUGUAUUCAGUCCUUUGAAACUCACGAGUCAGACAUAAAUAGUGUGCGAUACUAUCCCAGCGGAGACGCUUUUGCAUCUGGAUCGGAUGACGCUACAUGCCGCCUGUAUGACCUAAGGGCAGACAGGGAAGUGGCUAUCUAUUCCAAAGACAGCAUCAUAUUUGGCGUCUCCAGUGUUGAUUUCUCGCUCAGUGGCCGGCUACUGUUUGGUGGCUACAACGACUACACCAUUAAUGUUUGGGAUGUUCUCAAAGGAACACGGGUCUCUAUUCUGUUUGGACACGAGAACCGUGUCAGCACCCUGCGGGUUUCCCCUGAUGGGACAGCCUUCUGCACAGGUUCCUGGGACCACACUCUUCGGAUCUGGGCCUAAGCAUCAAGACACAAAGGAUUAAAUAGUAGACAGAGCUACUGAAGACACACUGAUGUUUCUGUUUGCUAGAGUACAAUCACAGAGAUAGAGACUCAGUUUUGAUUGUACAUAGGGCACAUCAAUAGCAUUGUAUAUACUCCAGUGUUUUGGCCAGGGUAGAUUUACAUAUUUUAAAGAGUAAUAAACCAAAUGGCUAGCUCGCAUUACAAUGUGAUGGGAAGAUUACAACUGAUUACAACUAUGAAGUUGAAAACAAGUAUAUUACUGAAAAUAUUAUUGGUAGUGGCUUGCAUCAGUCUAGGAUAGAAGUGAUACAAUAAUGUGAUGUGUUAAUUAGCCCACAUGGAGGAAAAUACAUGUUUACUUAUUGUUAUUAUUUUUUAUCAAACAAAUGAGGACAUUCAUUCAGUGGAGACAUCAAAGAGCAGGUGGGCUUUUCUGUGAAUGGCAAAAGUUAUGAGAAAUGAUAAUGAGAUUUAUGGAGAAAGGUACAAAUUAAUAUUUUAUUUUUUGCAAAUUAUAUUAAAUGUACAUCUAACAAACAACCUGUGCACCCAACAGCUGCUUCUCACCUGCCAAUAUAAUACUGUAUCAAUAUCAAUGCAAAGAAAGCACAUUAAUAGGUAAACAUGAGAUGAAUUUUUUUUUUUUCAUUCCUGUAAUUUAAAACAUGGUUUACUACAUCUUUUUUCGUUUCCAGAUGUGGAAGCCACUCACUACUCGAUGUGCACUAGAGACACCCUGAACUUGUGCUACCCCACUGUUGAAAUACUAAUAUGCUUAAAAAAAUUAAUUUAAAAAAAAAUAUAUACAUAUAAUUGAAUGUACUCCUUUUCAUGCAGUUGUCCAAUGGUUGUAAUUUCAUAUUUAGAGUAAUUAUUGUAGUUUAGUGUACAGAUAUGCAGGGGACUGUUAAUCAAACUAUUACAAACAUAAUAAAAUCAGUUUUGAAUAUC